Molecule: messenger RNA, 2757 nt
Organism: Centropristis striata (black sea bass)
Lineage: Eukaryota; Metazoa; Chordata; Actinopteri; Perciformes; Serranidae
Gene: gata1a
Product: GATA binding protein 1a
Exons: 5
Coding region: 1172-2452 (426 amino acids)
Biological process (GO): cell fate commitment; positive regulation of transcription by RNA polymerase II; negative regulation of transcription by RNA polymerase II
Cellular component (GO): nucleus
Molecular function (GO): RNA polymerase II cis-regulatory region sequence-specific DNA binding; DNA-binding transcription factor activity, RNA polymerase II-specific; zinc ion binding
Source: RefSeq, a predicted model, not a curated record
UCAUCAUGUUUUAAGGUGACUUGGCAAUUAAUACAUUUUUUUAUUAAUAAAAUAGGUCAUCCUUUUUAAGUACAGUAUAUAUAUUAAUAUAAGUAACUGUACUAAAUGCCUACCCAUUAAGGUAGGAUGAAAAAAAAACUUAAGUUAUUUAAAGAUGUUGUUGUGUGAAGGUUUUAUCUGAAAAGCAGAAUAGUUCAAAAGGAUUAAAUCUAAAUGUGAUUCUUGCCGCUUGUACGAAUUUCUGGAUUCUCCGUAUAAUCUUCACUCUUGAUUGGCUCUCUGCUCCAUGCUGUCUCACUCUGCUGUGUUUUCAAAUUUGACACAUUUCUAGUCGGACAGAUUUCUAUUAAUCAGAUGAGAUUAGUGUUGUGUUGUAUCAGCGGAGCUGGAUAUAUUUAGCAUUAUAAUAAUUCUGUCUAUCAGAUUUUCUCAGACUUUAUCAGACACUAUCAGCCUCUUCUCUUUCCUCUUCUCUUUCCUGUAAAGAUAUGCAGCAAGAGCCACCUUGUCUGUUAUUGCCAUUCUCAUAAUAUUACCUUGACAUUCUGCACUUUCAGUUUUAUAAUUUCUUUAAAAAAUGUAUUUGAAAAGGAAGCGAAUUGGCUUUUCAUUUCAAGGACUGAAAGUUCCUCAAAAAUCCCUCACCGAUUGAAAAGAAUAGUGUGAAAAUAUCACAUACUCUUCUAAGCAGUGUGACAGAGGUUGUAAACACUUUCACAUGGUGUUUUUCUGUUUGUCCACCGUGCAAAGGGUGUCCCUGAGGGCAUGUCUUUUGCAUUCUUCUAACUGGCACACCUAUUGUCGAAAGACCACUGAGUAACCUUUUUGUCACUGGCUACAUCACAACAUUUAUAGACCCAGUUAUUUUUAGUCUUCACUUUCAGCCACAGUCAAAUGAGGAUCCUAGAAAAGGAAGUUUGAAGAAGCCUGCUGUCGAGAGAUCUUGUCCCUGAUAACUUCAAGUUACACUGGUUGUUAUGAGGUGAAGAGUGAGCUGAUAAUGUCUCUGCUUCAAUCAAAGUGACAGGAAAUCAGAUACAGUUUAAUGUGGCCUUUAUUCCCACUCAUGGCAAAAAUACAAAAGGAUGCAUUUGGCAAAACUGUCUGAGCGCUGUAGAUUUCUCACGGCCCUGCUCUGGUAGUGCUCUAGGUUGCGGUUUAUUCUGUCAGCAUGGAAGAUUCAUCAGAGCAGUCCCACUGGGUGUCUCCGGCCCUACUCAGCUCAGAUCCUCUGGCCGGCUUCUCCUCUGAGCCCGGCCUCCUGCCUCCAGGAGAAGUGGGAGAGGCCUUCUUCUCCAGCCAGGACCCCGACUACACUAGCCUGCCCUCCUCCUUCUUCUCCAGCCCGAGCCACAGCCGGGCAGCACCCACCUACAGACACAGCUCGGUUCGACAGGUAUACACGUCACCGAGCCUCCUCAGCAACCUGCAGCUGCUGGACGGGCCCGGCCUGAGCUCCCCCUACAACCCCCCAGCCUCCACGUGGAGCAGCAGCACCCUCACCAAGACCCCGCUGCACUCACACACCCCGACAUCCCUCUACACCCCCUGCAUCACCUCCUCCUCCUCCUACACCACCUCCAGAGACGGAUACUUGUCUCCGGGCAGAGAUAGCAGGGAGAGCCCCCGGCUUCAGGAGGCCCUGAAGGUGGAGCGCCUGAGCCCGCUGGGGGGGUCGGGGGCCGGCAGCAGUUUUCUCAAUCUGACUUCUGCUGCUGGGAGCGUGUACACUCCGUCGAGCCACUCGCACGCACACAUGCUGAGCCCCUACAGCUCGUACAUGACAAGUCCACAAGAGUACAACUCUGCUGCCCUGUACUCCAGCCCUGGAGCGUGGAUCAACCCCUCGUACUCCCCGAAACUUCGCAGUAAAAUGAGAAUAUCGACUCCAGAGGCCAGAGAGUGUGUUAACUGUGGAGCCACAGCCACCCCUCUGUGGCGUCGGGAUGGUACAGGCCACUACCUGUGUAAUGCCUGUGGACUGUACCACAAGAUGAAUGGCCAGAACAGACCACUGAUCCGACCCAAGAAGAGACUGAUUGUCAGUAAGCGUGCAGGUACACUGUGUGCCAACUGCCACACCAGUACAACUACACUGUGGAGGCGUAACGCCAAUGGAGAGCCUGUUUGUAACGCGUGUGGACUCUACUUUAAACUGCACAAUGUCAACCGACCCCUCGCCAUGAAGAAGGAGGGCAUUCAAACACGCAACAGAAAAGUCUCCAACAAGAACAAGAAGAGCAAGAAGGCGGCCAUGUUUGAGUCGUACUCGGAGGGGCCUCAGCCCUCCUUGGACGACAACUGCGGGCCGUUUUCCCUCGGCCCUGGAACUCUCCUCACCUACAGCCACACGCCGCACCUCAUCCCCACACCGUCCCCCCUGCACCCCUCCGCCUCCUUACAAUACACACACCACCACAUCAACACUGGCAUGGUGCCCACACUGGUGUAAUGACAGAACAGGUUUAAUCAGCACGCUUGCUUGCCAGUUAUUUGUGUGAACAUGUACAUAAGUGUUUCUACGCCCGCUGUUUAUUUUCACUGUAUUUUGGUGGAUGUUAUCUGGACAUGCACAUUUACAGUAAACACACUGAUGAGAGAAGUUUUUCAGCUGUAAAUACAAACACAAUUCAGAUUUAACUGCUCCAGUCUUAAACCCUCUUCCAUUAUUCAGAAUGUGAAAAGAUAUUUUGGUUUGUGUUCUUGGUCUGUUUUGUAUUUGCAAAUAUGAUAUUACCAUAUUGAAAUUCUGCAGAG